Messenger RNA from Gloeophyllum trabeum ATCC 11539, 858 nucleotides. RefSeq names its product enoyl-CoA hydratase. The record is from RefSeq and is a predicted model, not a curated record. Gene Ontology annotation, cellular component: mitochondrion. NCBI's taxonomy places the organism in Eukaryota, Fungi, Basidiomycota, Agaricomycetes, Gloeophyllales, Gloeophyllaceae. Gene Ontology annotation, biological process: fatty acid beta-oxidation. The coding region runs from base 1 to 858 and encodes 285 amino acids. The transcript is spliced from 6 exons. Gene Ontology annotation, molecular function: enoyl-CoA hydratase activity.
AUGUUCGCCCGUCCUCUCAGCCACACACUUGGUGUCCUGCGUUACCAGAGACUGUUCACGACAGCGUCGCGGCAAGCGUUUCUAGAGCCUCUGCAAGAACAUGCAGGCGUGACAUGCCUGUCUCUGAACAGGCCAGAGACGAAGAACGCAAUCUCCCUGAAGCUACUUGAGGAACUGCACGGCUGUCUCGACCAUGUCGCGUAUGACAACAGCGUACGCGUGCUGAUCAUCCGCUCCACGACGCUCGGAUCCUUCUGCUCUGGCGCAGACCUCGCGGAGCGGAGGACUAUGACCCCGCUGCAAGUACACAAGUUCCUUGACGACCUGCGCAAUGCCCUGGGCAAGCUGGAGAACUUACCGGUUCCCACUAUCGCUGCCAUUGACGGGCCUGCACUCGGAGGCGGUUUGGAACUCAGCCUCGCCUGCGAUCUACGCGUCGCAGGACCAAGCGUGAAAGCCUUUGGCCUCACAGAAACCAGACUCGGCAUUAUCCCCGGAGCCGGGGGAACGCAGCGCAUAACUCGCUUGCUGGGCCUUUCCAAAGCGAAAGACUUGAUAUAUACUGCACGGCUUCUGAAUGCUCCACAAGCAUUGGAAUACGGACUCGUGGAUUAUGUUGCAGAAGAGGGUUUCACUGCUUUUGACCGUUCCCUCCAAUUAGCCAAGGAGAUAUCGGUCAACGCACCACUGGCGCUGCGCGCGGCUAAGCAAGCCAUCUCUCGAGCGCCAGAGUUAUCGUUGGAAUCUGGAUUGGACUUUGAACGAGCAACUUACGAACCAUUAUUGAAGACAAGAGACAGGGAUGAGGCACUCGCAGCUUUCAAAGAAAAGAGGAAGCCGGUCUUCAAAGGGGAAUAA